Aureobasidium vineae is the source of this 1440-nucleotide messenger RNA. The record is from the annotation of a GenBank genome assembly. NCBI's taxonomy places the organism in Eukaryota, Fungi, Ascomycota, Dothideomycetes, Dothideales, Saccotheciaceae.
AUGGAGAUGCCCGAACAAGACCUUCUCUCCAUGGACAUCGCUCUGCUCACGCACAUCAAGACUCACGUUCACAGAUCAUUCACGUUUUCGACAACCGCGACUAACUGCCUCAGGCAACAGAUCAGGCAUCAGCUGAGCACGCCUUCCCNNUCAACAAUCUCUUCCACUCACACGGAAGCCAGCUAUCCGAUGACUGACAGCAACGAGCUGUGCGCCUGUGGCGACCAGGAGAUGGCCGAGCAGCAGGAAGUUGGCGACUACAAACAGCAAGGCAUGUCACAGGAAGAGCAAGAGGCCCAUGACCUCGAAACCAAGGUAUAUUGCAUCACCAGCUGGAAACAAGUCUGCCACACCGGAGAUGUAGCAAAAGUACGCCGCAACCGAGCAGGCAAGCAGCAGCAACAGAAGAAAGAAAAGAACAACGCGGCCUACAAUCGCGACAAGGAGCGCCUUCUCCAGCAGAAGAGCUUCGAGCUCAAUGACCUGUAUAGGCGCGUCAGCAAGAUCAAGGAAGAAUUCGCGCACGAGAUACAGCGUGUCACGCGAAAGAAAAGACCAGNNGAGCUAGGGAGGAAGAAUCUCGAGCUCCAGAGACAGUACAUGAAAGUUUCUGAGCUGAACACGGCUCAAAAGCAAUUGAAGCGGGAGCAUCAAGCUGAGCUGGAAAGCCGUGACCAGAUGCAGGCGACUCUGCUGAGAGACCUUCACGAAUUGUGUCAAGUCAACGAGGAAGAGAUUGAGGUGUUAAGAAGAACCAUCGAUCGUCAGGCACUCGCACCCACUUACUCGAGCAUGGACUCUCGCAUCAACGCUCCCAAGAUUACAGACGGCGGUCCCGCAGACCCUCAAACCAUCAUCUCCUCCGCCAUCACAUCCCUCCGCAAAGCAAUCGCCGAACCCGAACCUGCUCGCCACGCUGACCCCCUAGUCCACAUCGCCGACACAUUACGCGCCUCUCUCCUUACCAUCAAGCGCAGCCACUCCACCAACCUCUGGCCACGCUCAACCACCGCCUUGGCUCUACACGCCAUACACGAAUGUGUCGACCGCGUCACCAUAUACCUCUCCCUCCACCCCGAGCUCUACGCCCACUUACCACUCCCCUCAGGCUUCCUUUCUCGUCUGCCCGAAUUCGGCAAAAGGNCACAUACAUCUCUACGCCGCGCGUUUACUGCUGCAGAUACAUUGGCUUUGGGGUUGUGUUCGUUGCACUUUGCUUCUGGUGGCCGCAGAGCACAACUUAUUGCUGCUCCUACUGCUUUUGUGCCUUCGCUUACUGCGAUUUUGGAUUCCAAUGACGAUUUCUUGGACUUGCAGUUUUGGAAGAAGAGGUUUGAGGUUACGAGGGCAGAGGCUCAGGAGUGGAGACAAGAGGUGGGUGUGGUGAUGUUUUAUCAUACCAUCGGUUGGUUGGAGCAGGAGAUUAUGGCGUCGAUGUGA